GUCUUUGGUGUUAUCGUAGAACCACCCAAAGAAGAGAAAAUAGGCACCACCCUUCGUGGUAUAAAAACUCUUAGAUCCGCCGUUGGAACACCAACACAGUCAUACCAAUAUAACCAGAAGUGACCUAUUCACACACUUCCUCAACAAAAUGCUACCUUUAAUAUUGAUAUGCCUGGCUGCGAUCGCCUACGGUCAGCAGCCAACUACUAUAUACUCCACUUCCACGGCAUCCCAAAUAGAAUCCGAGGAAGAGAAUGCUAAAACGGUUCCUGUGCUGUAUUCACUUGGACAAACAAACUACAAUGCUUACCAACCCGCAGCUCAGCAACGACGUCCGGUCUACACAGCACCUAGAGCUCCAGAAACAUACAAUUACAGUCCAUAUUCUUUCAAUUAUGUAGCCCAAGGGGAAGAUGGAUCUAGUUCCAGACAAGAGACUGGUGAUGCUUCUGGUAGAGUUGUGGGGUCUUACACAUUAGCGGUUGAUGAUGGACGCCGAAGAGUUGUUGAAUAUAUUGCUGAUCAGGAUGGCUUCCGAGCUACUAUCGACACUAAUGAGCCUGGCACAGACGUCCAGAACCCAGCAGAUGUCGUCUUCCAUUCUGCUGGAAUUGGCCGAGCCAACCAACAGACACAAACUGCUUACAGGCCAUCAACAUCCUACAGACAAAGACCAAGCAGGAUCUACAGCCAACCCAAUAUUGUGAGGCCAGUCUAUCACCGAGCUGACGCAUACUACGGGUACCAUCCUCAUGAUAGCCACGCAUAUGAUCAGUACAGACAUGCGGGUCACGCUUCGUCGUAUUACCAUGAUGAUAAUAGGCCCAUUGGAUGGAGAAUUUUCUAGAUGGACGGAAGAAAUUCAUUUUCUGGAAGUUUCGCAUCACUUAACACAGGGACAUCUGAGAGGCGUUACCUGGUGAAACUUUCAAGUGAAACUAACUGUGCCAAAUAUAUUUUUAUUUUUUAAGAUAAUGGUUGAAGAUAUACAUAUAAAGCCCUUGUUUGUUUCCUUGAAACGUAUAAGAAUACAACCAGUAAUGUAAAUAUAUGUGUUUAAUGUACCAGAAAUACAACAAAGAAUAAUAAUUUAACUCUGACUGUAAUAUUUUGAAUAAAAUUUGGAAACCAGUUA
Molecule: messenger RNA, 1135 nt
Organism: Stegodyphus dumicola
Lineage: Eukaryota; Metazoa; Arthropoda; Arachnida; Araneae; Eresidae
Cellular component (GO): chitin-based extracellular matrix
Molecular function (GO): structural constituent of chitin-based larval cuticle
Source: RefSeq, a predicted model, not a curated record